GCAGAGGAAAGAUAGGAAGAUUGGCCAUGAAAGUUGAAUUUAACCAGCAGUAGGAGGUAUAUCAAGAUGAUUGAACUGACACAUAGACUUUUACAAUUUUCACCCAUAAGUUUCUUUUGGGACAUACAGCACAGGAAGUGAAGCAAAAAAGAGGCUUUAGCAAGAGAUUGGCCACCAUUUGCCCCUAUCGCUCAUAAUGAUAUACUUAUUUAUCUAGAAAAGUUGACGUACAUUGCCUUUUCAUCACUCUUAGGUUUGGUUCUGUGCUUUUUUUGGAAUGUCAUAGCUGCUACUACAACAUACAGCAAAGGGAAACGAUGGAAGCCAGGUGAUGCCUAUCCAAUCCAAGAAGCAUCAUACUGGAGAAUUGGAUCUAGUCUUGCCAUCAUGGAGAUAGUUUGCAACAUCUUACAAGAACUAAAGAUCAACCACCAUAAUUUUGAACGUUACACAAUUGUCAGACGAUCAGGAAGAUGCUCAUUUCUGUUCAUGGUGAACAGAAGGGCAAACUUUUGACAGAGAACAGAGAUCUUAUCUUGAAAAUUUUGGUCAUUGUGUUCAUUGGUGUUUACUUACUGGGACUAGCUGAUACAUGGAAUGAUAUUUUGUAUGCAUAUUUGUUGAACGGUUGUGAAAAUCUUUGUGAUCUGAACCUCCUUUUUGGAAAUUAAGAAGGUAAAAUCAAGGUAUUGAUAAAAC
Rubroshorea leprosula is the source of this 699-nucleotide messenger RNA. Lineage: Eukaryota; Viridiplantae; Streptophyta; Magnoliopsida; Malvales; Dipterocarpaceae. The record is from the annotation of a GenBank genome assembly.